AUGGGUCUCUUGGGUGUGUCGCUCAUCAUCGCUUCCUUUGCCUACGUCCUCAUUCGCCGACCUGCAUGCUUGUCGCUCGUCUUCACCCGAUGGCGAGCCUUUGUAGGAGCCGCCGCCGAGGCGAAAGGGAAGGACGGGAAGGACGACAAGGCGGGAGAUGCAGACACAGAACUGGACACGGCGCCGAGGAUACAGGAUGGGAAACCGGUCUCCAGAAGCUCGGGGCUGUCGCCACGCCUCACAGGGGCGUCUCGGCGGAACGGAGUGCCUCCCGACAGGAUGGCGAUGCCGCCACCUCCCCUGCCGAAGCUGACAGUCGGCUCUCCUGCCAUCGAUGAGCCAUCCUCGACUCCCUCGGCUCUCAUGCCUCCACCUCCACUGCCGCCGCUUUCCCGUCCAUCGGGCGGCCGCAUCCCGACGCUCCCUAAAGCUCAAUUCCCGGCGGCGAACUCGGCCCAGAGGGCUCGCGGUCCGGCCCCGAACCGCUCGUUACCUUCCCUCGCCGGCGGUGGCGGCCUGCUUCCCCCUCCCACGCUCGCGUCGAAGCCGCAGAAGCCAUCGAAGAAAGUGGUACUCGAUCCGGGCCACUCCCCGCUCGACUGGGCACGCAUCUCGGGCCCCGAUGCCGACCUCCGCGGUCUACCGCCCUCGACGCCCUACAUCCGUGUCACCCCUUCGAUGCUGAAAAAGCAGACAGGCCGGAAGGGCAAGGAUGCCUGGAUGGCUCUGAAUGGAAAGGUCUACAAUGUCACCCCCUACGUCGACUUUCACCCGGGCGGUGUGCCGGAGCUGAUGCGUGGAGCGGGCCGCGACGGGACGAAGCUCUUUGGAGAGAUUCAUCCAUGGGUGAAUUACGAGACAAUGCUCGCAGCCUGCUUGGUGGGGUUGAUGGUGGAGGAGCCGACGGCUGGCGCGUCGGAGAUUGAGAUGGACCAGAUGGACUAG
Molecule: messenger RNA, 945 nt
Organism: Drechmeria coniospora
Lineage: Eukaryota; Fungi; Ascomycota; Sordariomycetes; Hypocreales; Ophiocordycipitaceae
Product: heme/steroid binding protein
Exons: 1
Coding region: 1-945 (314 amino acids)
Molecular function (GO): heme binding
Source: RefSeq, a predicted model, not a curated record